CACUAUCCACUCACGGAAUUCCUAUUACGGAGUAUAUCGACGGGUCUCCUUCGCUUGGCUCAUUCCCUCGCGAUCGGUCACAGGAUGCCCCCCGCCAAUACCCCUGCGCGUCGCGUCGCGCCCGCCGAUGUCUCAACCUCGGCCACCAACAUCCUCCUCUUUCUGAUCGCCUUUCGCAUUCUCAAUGCCUUUACCCUUCGCACCUUCUUCCAGCCAGAUGAAUUCUUUCAAUCGCUGGAACCCGCAUGGCAGAUUGCCUUUGGCAAGGAGCAGGGCGCCUGGAUAACCUGGGAAUGGCGAUACCAACUACGCUCCUCGUUACACCCGCUUCUAUUUGCUGCGGUCUAUAAGGCCUCCGAUUUCCUGGCCACCUCCCUUCACCUCUCCGCCGCCACGAGCGCGGAACUCCUCGUCGCCAGCCCCAAGGUCGCACAGGCCAUUGUGGCAGCCAUCGGCGAUUUUUACACUUGGAAACUAGCGACUCGCAUCUAUGGGAGGGAUUCGCGCGGAUCGUGGACAACAUUACUUGUUACGCUCCUCAACCCUUGGCAAUGGUUCUGCUCGACAAGAACCUUGUCAAAUUGCCUGGAAACUACAAUCACUAUUGUCGCGCUGGACCUCUGGCCGUGGCAGUGGUCAGCAGGAGGAUCUCCGGCCGGGGAUAGCCGCAAGAAUGAGAGGGGCACGGCCGAGGAUCGAGCGCUUCUGUCAAGCCUCCGCCAAUGUUUACUUUUGUCGGCCCUCGCUUGUAUUCUGCGACCGACCAAUGUUUUGAUCUGGGCGACCUUGGCCAGCAUCGCUUGGUUCCGAAAUUCCUGGGACAAACGCAUCAUACUUAUUCGCGAAGUCUUGAUUUGCGGAUCGGCCAUUCUCGCUGUCUCCGCCAUCGCGGACCGUCUCUUCUAUGGGUUAUGGACUUUCCCACCACUCCGAUUUCUGUACUUCAACAUCGCGCAAUCACUGGCUGUCUUCUACGGCCGAAAUGAUUGGCACUACUACUUGUCGCAGGGCCUGCCCCUUCUUCUGACGACGGCACUGGUCCCUGCCCUCGUCGGUCUUUACCAAACAUUGACCAACCGAAGCUUCUCCGCCAGCGAUAGGCUGCAGACAAUGACCCGGAUUCAGUUAGCAACGAUCUGCCUGGUGAUGCCAUUCGUCCUGUCUUUGAUCUCGCACAAGGAAGUACGCUUCAUCUACCCGCUACUUCCAGCACUCCACAUCCUCGCAGCGCAGCCACUAGUUCGGUUCUUCGCCCCGGCCAUCUACUACAGGUCCUCGGCGGCAUACACCCCACAAAGACUGCUCCUCAUCUUCUUGGUCCUUGUCAAUGCGGUGAUAGCAUUUUAUACGAGCGUCUGGCACGCUUCAGGGGUCCUCAACAUCAUGACUUACCUCCGACAACAGCACGAAGCCCACGUAACAGACACAUCCUUCUUCUCCGGCCCAACAAACAAAGGAAUAACUGCAGGCUUCUUAAUGCCAUGCCACAGCACCCCUUGGCGAUCCCACCUAGUCUACCCAACAAUCGACGCCUGGGCCCUAUCCUGCGAACCCCCAAUCGACUUCAGCGAGUCCGAAAAAGCCGUCUACCGCGACGAAGCAGACCAAUUCUACGACGACCCAGCUCAAUUCUUACAAGAUAACAUGGCCGGUGGUCUCCGCCAUCUCCCCACAAGACCAAGCUACACCACCACGCCCGCCGACCCCUCCCUCACCGGCUCCAAACACCAACACCAAUGGCCAGACUACCUAAUAUUCUUCCAACAACUCGAGCCAACCCUCCAACCUCUCCUCCGCAUGUCCUUCUACCGCGAAUGCUGGCGCACGCACAACACAGCCUGGCACGACGACUGGCGCCGCACCGGCGACGUCAUCGCCUGGUGCCUCGACACAACCGAACAAGACACCUGGCGCGAAAAACAACGACAAACCGAACUCGCCCGCAAACGCUGGGCCACCGCAACAAGCGCCAUAACCAACACUCACGAAUUCCACAUCGACCGCAUGCUCGAAGCGCUAAAGAAUUCAGAAGCCCAGUCGCAAAAUAGCGGGUGGGCCCGUUUCAUCCCCAGCCGCUCGACGUUCUCGCUCUCAGCGCCCUGGUCCUCCAACCAGCCCAGCAUGCGCGAGAAGUUUGCGGCGUGGCGGCGUGGUGUUGCGGCUUAUUUUGGACCCCGGCCGUCGAGGAUUUGGAGGUUGGGACGCUCGACGCCGAAUGUUCGGGAUUGGAUUCCGGAUCCGAGGUGCUUUUUGUCUUGGAGGUGGUGGGUUCUUGGGGAGUCGUUGGAACUUACUAGAGAGAGGGAGUUGUAUUCUUGA
Molecule: messenger RNA, 2319 nt
Organism: Penicillium manginii
Lineage: Eukaryota; Fungi; Ascomycota; Eurotiomycetes; Eurotiales; Aspergillaceae
Gene: gpi10
Product: putative glycosylphosphatidylinositol-alpha 1,2 mannosyltransferase
Exons: 5
Biological process (GO): GPI anchor biosynthetic process
Cellular component (GO): endoplasmic reticulum membrane
Molecular function (GO): alpha-1,2-mannosyltransferase activity
Source: RefSeq, a predicted model, not a curated record